This is a messenger RNA of Puntigrus tetrazona (Sumatra barb), 1312 nucleotides long. RefSeq names its product 15-hydroxyprostaglandin dehydrogenase (gene hpgd). Bases 50 to 835 code for a protein of 261 amino acids. The transcript has 7 exons. Gene Ontology annotation, molecular function: oxidoreductase activity, acting on the CH-OH group of donors, NAD or NADP as acceptor. Lineage: Eukaryota; Metazoa; Chordata; Actinopteri; Cypriniformes; Cyprinidae. The record is from RefSeq and is a predicted model, not a curated record. Gene Ontology annotation, cellular component: cytoplasm.
ACUGUACGCCUACAUAAAGCGGCGCGCGGCGCGCUCGACGGUGAGCAGCAUGAGUCUCCACGGGAAAGUGGCUCUGGUCACCGGCGGCGCACAAGGCAUCGGAAGAGCCGGGGUGGAACAUCUCCUGGAGAACGGGGCGAAGGUUGCACUGGUAGACCUGAACCAGUCUGUGGGAAAGGAAUGUAAAAGCGAUCUAGAUGGCCAGUUUGGAGAGGAUAACUGUAUUUUUAUCCAGUGUGACGUGACUGACGCGGGGAAACUUAGAGAUGCCUUUCAAAACACUGUAGAGAAAUUCGGCCGGUUGGAUAUUGUCAUCAAUAAUGCUGGAAUCAACAAUGAGAAGAACUGGGAAAAGACCAUUGAAGUAAAUUUGACAUCCGUCAUACAGGGGACGUAUUUAGCACUAGAACACAUGAGUAAAGAGUACGGAAAAGAAGGAGGGGUCAUCAUCAACAUUUCAUCUAUGGCAGCAUUUCUCCACUCUCCUCACCAGCCAGUAUACACGGCGACAAAGCAUGGGGUGAUUGGAUUUUCAAGAGCCAUUGCAGACGCAUCUGAACAGGGCAAUUAUGGAGUGAGGAUCAACAUGCUGUGCCCAGCCUUCGUGGACACCCAACUCCUUCGCACCGUGGAGCACGAGGAAACAAUGGGCAAGUUUGUCAAGUACAAAGAUGAAUUCAAGCAACGGAUGGACAAGUACGGCAUUCUUAAACCAUCUCUGAUUGCAGAAGGAAUGCUGCGAAUGAUAACGGAUGAAAGCCUAAACGGAGCCGUGAUGAAGAUCACCUGUUCUAAAGGCAUUCACUUCCACACCUAUGAACCUAUUUCAGCUUGAGAGCGAUGCCGGCAACAAACGUCUUUGUCUUUUUUCCUCUCCUCUCCAUUCCAUUCCUCAAGAGAACAUUUAUUUUAUUUAAGCCCAGCGCAGACACCGCAAGCAGCUAGUUGAAUGACACAAACCUAUGGUGCAUUUAAGAAAUAAAAUUUUUUUCCUGCCUAUCAUUUGAGUUUUGAAAACCAAAAAGGACUGCAUAAUGGUAUUCGGGCCUCUUUCUAAUCUGGUUUAAUUUUUUUGUAAUGUCCUUGAACGUUAAUUUGUAUGUAAGUGCUUUAACUGUGAGUAAUCAUAUUUAUUAAUAAUUCAGCUAUUGUUUUCAUGUCAAUCGUACCUCAAUAUCGCAAACCAAUGAUUCUUAUUUUUUUUGUACAUUUUUUGUAUAUUUUAGAUAUCUUUGUGGCAAAGAGAGUAUCUUUUAUUAUGUAUACCUUAUGUAUAAAUCAAACAAUAAAUUUGUGAAAAUACAAAAGAAAG